Messenger RNA from Dibothriocephalus latus, 255 nucleotides. The record is from the annotation of a GenBank genome assembly. NCBI's taxonomy places the organism in Eukaryota, Metazoa, Platyhelminthes, Cestoda, Diphyllobothriidea, Diphyllobothriidae.
AUGUUUCUGGGCUUCGCCACCAGCUUCUUCCGUGCCAUGCUCCAGCAACACCAGCAGUCGUCGCCAGCGCCCAUGACGAACGGCUGUCUGGAGUCUCUGCUGGGACUCCUUGAACAGAAGCACGCCGUCUGUGUGGAGGCCGCGGAGGCGGUGGGUCUCUGUCUGAAGUCCCUGCUCGGAGUUAAGCGGGAGUUCUCCGAGCUGAGGACCCUAAUCUGCAAAGUGGGCCUACAGGAUGCGGUAAGACUCUGCUGA